CACCGCGACUAUAAGGCCGCCAUUAUUUCUGUUGCAGUGAAUGAGUGGGGCAGUAAGGCGGCGGUGGCGCGCAGUCGCAAGAACCUUGAAACUGCGCCUCGCGCCCUCGCACAAAAAUAGCGUCUUGCCCGCCCCCGUCGAUCUCUGCUGCUGUCGUCGCCGUGUUCAUGAGAAUGAAUCCUACAUACCUAUCAGGGGCGCAGUCUGUUGCUGCUUUUUCGUGCCGCUGCUUAUCACUGGCUCCGCUGCUCCGCUUGCUUGCCCGCGCUUUGCGCGCUGCGAUUUCUCGUCUUCCUGCUGCACGACGCGCUGCGCCUGCCCUGCUGCUGCUCCGCUUUGGGAAUCUGUAUGCCUGCUGCCCGAAUCCCCAAACCCGCCUCCUGCUUGCAAAGCGUCAUUCGUCACACGUCGGGUCUGCUCACCUCUCUCCACCCGUGAGCGCUUGUGCAGAGGCGAAAGCUGAAGCGUCUCAUAUCUGCAAGGGGGCACUUGCUCAUCUCCGGGAAACAAUAACUCCCGAAGCGGGGCCCAGGGCUCGUAUCGCGACUUCACGGGGUCCAGAUUCUAUGCCAGAGCUCAGGGACAGGAGGACUAUGGACAGCGACUGUUUUUUUUUUUUGCUACUUUUUUCUUUUUCUGCAACAGCAACGGUUUCGCAGCCCAAGAAAAACUACGGGGCCCUGUUCCCAAUCUUAAAAUGAAACCAAGAAAACUUGAGCGAGCGUCCUAUCUCCCACCGCUGCUGCUGUUGUAUGUGCUGCAUGGGUGGUUUGCAACCGAAACUCCCACCUGGCUUCACUCAGCACGUCGGGCACCUUGGCAAUAUAGCUAAAGAGCGACCUUGUGUAUCCACCAGCCUGCAAGAGGGGGGAAAAGGAAAAAAUAAAACAGAAAAAGGAAAAAAGCGAACAAACAAACAAGAAGGGUAUCUGUGCCGUCCACCAUCCGAGAAUGACGGGGAAGAGAAAUCUGUGCUUGUGUUUUUUUUGGGAUCUGGUUUUUUCUUUUUGUUGCGCGCGUGAAAAGCAGAACAUCCAACGGACCU
Messenger RNA from Aplosporella prunicola CBS 121167, 1045 nucleotides. RefSeq lists its product as uncharacterized. Lineage: Eukaryota; Fungi; Ascomycota; Dothideomycetes; Botryosphaeriales; Aplosporellaceae. The transcript has a single exon. The coding region runs from base 168 to 701 and encodes 177 amino acids. The record is from RefSeq and is a predicted model, not a curated record.